AUGUCUUUACUUCAUUCUCAAUAUCUACGCCCGUUUAUUCUAAUAGCAUUUGGUAUAAAGCCCUUGUUUGUUUUUCCUUCGCUUCAUAUCUGUCCAUCCUCCAUUCUUGUUGCUUCAAACACGAUCCGAAGUUUAUCAACUACAUCGAUGCUGACGAUCAUACUUCUAGCACUCUUUGUAAAUUUAGAGGCAGCACGCCGUCCGGCAAAAACCGGACAGCCGGCUACUACAACUUUCACCACGAAUGUAUCCUAUAAAGGGCAUCUGAUAGGGACAUACAUCAACGCUGCAAAAUCUCAGCUUAAAAAACAGCUGCGGCGUCGCAAACUUCCUUACAUCGAAAAUAUGUUCAAAGUGAAGGCCCGCAAUGUGGGUGGUAAAGUAGCAAUAGAUUUGAAAGUGUCAGCAGCGCCAAACUGUAAAUUGGUGAUAGACAUGGCGAAGGAAGCAAAGAGAUCAAAUGGUCUAAUAAAAUCCGCAAGUGUGAAAUGUGGAAAGGGCCCUGCUAAAAACGUUUAG
Messenger RNA from Cylicocyclus nassatus, 519 nucleotides. The record is from the annotation of a GenBank genome assembly. Lineage: Eukaryota; Metazoa; Nematoda; Chromadorea; Rhabditida; Strongylidae.